CCAACCACAGAGGGGCGACGCAGUCAGAUGUCUGCUCGUCGUCCAAUCAAAACCUGUCGGGCGGUGGAGCGGAGUCCCAGCUCGGAAGGACCAAGCUCGGAGGAGAGGUGGUGACUGAACGCAAGGGAUGCAAUGGAUGAACUGGAUCUAUUACUGGCUGAACUUGAGCAGACGUCGGUGAGCGACGCCCGAACCUGCGCGGAUCCCUCGACUCUGUCUGGCUUUGACUUCCUGACAGCGUUUGCCACAGAGGGCAGUUCGCAGGAGGCGCCUGUCGACGCCAGAGAGCCGAAACUGCUGGCCCCAGUUGGCCGUCGAGAGGAGUCAUCCUCCGUGAAUCAAUUUAAGCCGGUCUACUUCUCACUUCUCGAUGACUCCGGCGGAAUAACCAGAGAAGGAGAGCGGCCGAAUGAUGGCUUUGGCAGAACCUCUGCGGAGCCGCCCCCGGACGGCGGAGGAACCACGCUACUGAGCCCAACGUCAGCCGCCAGGGAGCUGGACAACAUCAUGGCAGACCUCGCCGGCGUGCUCAGCCCCACGGAACCGUCGCCGACCCCGGCGGCCCCCGCCCCCGCAGCAGCGGCGAAGGAACCGGAGAGCUCGCUGGACACCAUGCUGGGGACCCUGCAGUCUGACCUCAAGCGGCUGGGAGUGAGCACUGGCGCCAAGGGGAUCUGCGCCGCGUGCAAAAAGCCCAUCCUUGGAACGAUUGUCACGGCGAUCGGUCUCACCUGGCACCCGGAGCACUUCGUCUGCGCACACUGCGAGGAAGAGAUCGGGCAGAACGGGUUUUACGAGCGGGACGGCCGGGCCUAUUGCAACAAGGAUUACCAGAAGCUCUUCUCGCCCCCGUGUGCCUACUGCAGAGGACCUAUCGUGGACAAAAUCCUUACGGCCUUAGACAAGACCUGGCACCCGGAGCACUUUUUCUGCGCCAACUGUGGUGACAUAUUUGGCUCCGACGGUUACCACGAGAAGGACGGGAAAGCUUACUGCCGCAAGGACUACUUCAGCAUGUUCGCGCCCAAAUGCGGCUGCUGCGCCCGGCCAGUCCUCGACAACUACCUGUCAGCGCUCAACAGCGUCUGGCACCCGGAGUGCUUCGUUUGCCGGGACUGCCUGACUCCCUUCACCAGCUCCAGUUUCUUCGAGGUGGAAGGGAUGCCCUACUGCGAGCUUCACUACCACCAACGCCAAGGCACGCUGUGCAGCGCCUGCCAGAAGCCCAUCGCCGGCCGCUGCAUCGCCGCCAUGGGCAGGAAGUUCCACCCGGAGCACUUCGUUUGCGCCUUCUGCCUCAAGCAGCUCUGCAAGGGGGUCUUCAAGGAAAAUAACGACAAGCCUUAUUGCAACGCCUGCUUCAACAAGCUGUUCCUCUAGCAGCGCAGGAUCUCCCUCCCACCCUGCACCCUCUGCACACUCCGCUUCCCCCCCUCCCCCCCCCCCCCCGCCGGUCCCCAGCUCACCGCAAACGAAGUUCCUCCUCAAUCCCACCCUCCCGGCCACCCCCUCCCCCACUUCCUGACAAACAGUCCCUCUGCGCAGUGGCCACCAGGAGUAGAAACCGGAGUGGAUCUCCAGAUACCUGAUUGUUCUUUCACCGCAGCGCCGUUUCCCUGCACGGACGCCGUCAGCCCCGAGAAACAGAAGCCACCGCGGUAAACGGGGGCUUCUGCAGCCCCGCGUGGGUGGGAAUGGAAAACACUCACCCCUCUUUGGGUGAAGAGAUUUCUCCCCUUUUCAGUCCUGAAUGGCAGGGCCAUCGUUUAGAGAAGGCGACCCUCGAUUCCUGACACCCCGGCCAAGGGAAAUGCUCAGCCCUGUGUCUGUCCCCGAAAGAAUUCAGCACACAUCUACCGGCUCACCUCUCACUCUGUGAGAGUGAGACCGGAAUCUACUUAACCUCUUGUCAGGCGAGGAAUCACCCGUCCGGGAUCUCGUCCUGUGCUCUUCUGUCGGAUGCAUGAGAGCGAGAACAGUCUGCGCACUAUGGGAUGUCACUGGGACCCAGUAAAAAUAUAUUUUACGGCAAUCCCUUUGAAAUAAAUGGCACCGCGCCUUUUUUUUGCUAACUGUUUGCCUUACCUUCUUUACCGUGUUAAAUUACCAGCGACUUACCAUCCAACCACC
Molecule: messenger RNA, 2130 nt
Organism: Pristis pectinata (smalltooth sawfish)
Lineage: Eukaryota; Metazoa; Chordata; Chondrichthyes; Rhinopristiformes; Pristidae
Product: leupaxin-like
Exons: 9
Coding region: 133-1380 (415 amino acids)
Biological process (GO): muscle structure development; actin cytoskeleton organization
Cellular component (GO): Z disc; filamentous actin; adherens junction
Molecular function (GO): muscle alpha-actinin binding; actin binding
Source: RefSeq, a predicted model, not a curated record